Messenger RNA from Drosophila eugracilis, 2967 nucleotides. RefSeq names its product dual specificity protein kinase splA. The coding region runs from base 1906 to 2622 and encodes 238 amino acids. The record is from RefSeq and is a predicted model, not a curated record. NCBI's taxonomy places the organism in Eukaryota, Metazoa, Arthropoda, Insecta, Diptera, Drosophilidae. The transcript has 4 exons.
GUAAUAGAAAUGUUUGGGAUUUUUGGGAAUUUCUUGUUUACCCAACCAAUUCCCACAGGGCGUUAUAACUCUAAUGGUAUAAUAAUAUGAGAUCUCCUAUGAGAUUAAGCAAACAACUAACCCAAAACUAAUAAGAAUCGUUGGGGAUUUUUGGCCAUUUGUUUAACAAAUUCCGUCAGAAGAGAAACGCAAACAUUUCUGCUGCUAUUCAAAACUGAAAUUUAUUAAUGGAAAUCGGUAGUAAUUUAUUUUCUGAUGACUCAUCGGUAUUUUCAUUGAGUCAACAAGCCAGAAAGACUUUCGGAAAUAUUCUUAGCACUCUGUUUUAGUAAACAAAUUUAUCAUAAUGCAAAUCUAAAGCCAAUGUAAAAGGAAACUUGAUUAGGAGCUGGCAGACAACUUGUACAUCCCCACCUAGGAUCAUGUUUCAAAUUUCACAUUAAAUUAAUAGAUUCAUUUUUUGUUUGCAUUUCUGAUCGUGUUGAUAUAAAGCUUUUGUUUGGAUCAUUGACGUUAAAUGCUUUCUUAGAAUUCCAAAUUAACCAAAAAUAGAAGCGCUUAUUUCGUCUUUUGGGACAUUUAAAUAAUGGCCAUAUUAUUUAUAAGAUCAUAGACCGUUGAUUUAAUAAUCGAACGCGUAUUAAUCAAACAUUAAUGGGCCCUGGGAACGAAGCUACACCGAAUGGGCGGAGCUCGCGGUAAGGUGGUCAAGGUUUGCCCUUAAUUAAGUUAACAUCAAACUAGAAUUAGGGUUUUCCCGCAAUCAUUAAACUUCGAUUUCUGGGCCUCCGAAACGGAUCUAGAAAACGCCCACACGCCAAAAACGAUUAAGGGCCCUUCACUGGCCAUCUCAAGAAUCAGAAAUACCCAGCUCAUAAUGGGUAAAAAGGGCGAUUAGUUUAUAAGAAGAAGAAUGGCCAAAAGAAAGUUGGCAAAUCACUUGAUGAGCUGAUCAGGCCAAGGCGAGCAGUCCAAACAUCAAAGCCGGCAACAAACCCAUCAAACAUCAUCGAAUCCAAAAAAUAGGGAGAAAAAGUUGCCGAUCGUUAAGAGCCGUAGAAGUGUGUCUACAGUAAAAGCUCUCUAAAAGGAAUUUGACUUAAACAGUAGGAAGUAUUCAAGACAAUUAAAAAUCAUUUCUUUAGCAUAUAUAGCAAUUAAUAAGAAAAAAUAAAAAAUUUAAUAAUUUUAAAAUGACAAUUUGAUCUUCAAAAUUACUCUUAAAUUAAUAAAACCCUAAUCCAAAAACCCUUUAUCAAAAAGUUCUAAGCUUUUCCCACUCUACGAGAGACCACUGUAGCAGUGGCAACAAAUGAGAACCGUCGAAUUGUUAUGACAUGCAAAAUCCGGCAAGAAAGCCAGCAACAACAAACACUUACACUCGAAAAGGUUUGCGCAUCGCGCAGUCGCCGCCAACAGAGGCAGCGACGUCGCCUGAGCACCUCUGCCCAAGUGGGCAGAACUCAAGCGGUGAGCAGAGAUCUUAGCUGUGAGCCCAACUUGGGCGCUAAGCUCGCUUCAGUUCGAUUCUUGAGGCCGUUUAGAUCGGUUCUGUUUGGCGAAACGCGCAUUGAAGAAUUCUUCGCUGUGAGAAGAAGACGUGAGAAGUAGUAGUAGGAGAAUUCUAAAGAGCAUUGCGAAAAGAAUCGAAACGGUUUCCCCAAACAGCAGCCCGAACAGCUGAGUGUUUCGUGAACCGUAAUUAAAAAAACAAAAAUUAUAAAUUAUACACAUCGUAAAACCCAAAAAAUAAAAAAGAGACUGACAACAACCGGAGCGAGACUCUGCUUAAAAAUACUCCAGAUUGUGAUACUAAUUACCUUAAAUUGUGUGUGUGAUAAAUUGCUGUUAUAAUCAAACAAUUCACGAGAACAAAACAAACACAACAAUUACAAAUUAACAAAUAUGCAGGACUACUGGCACAUUCCCCGCGCCUCUCUGGCCUCAUCCUCAAGCUCGGCCAUCAGUUCGGCCAGCUCCUCAAAGUCCUCGAACAAAUCGCACUCGAAUCCGCCCACCCUCAACCAGCGGAGUUCGCCCAGCAACAGCAGCAAUGCAAAUAAUAAUAAUAAUAAUAAUAAUACAAGUGCUGCUGUUACGGCGGCGGCUGCGGCAGCGGUACUGGCUGCUGCCAAGCGGGGAUCGAGGAGUUCGCAGGGCUCCAGCGACAGUAACAACAGCACACGGAGCGCUGCUUCCGGCUCACUGCUGUUGACGGCAGCGAAUCUGGAACGCUUCGCGGAGAUCCACAAGAAGCAGGAGCGCCACAACAAGAUGCUGAUGCCCAGUAAUCCUUCGUCGUCCAACUACAAUGCCAAUCUGACGCUAGCCAGCGGCAAGGAUGCGGUUAUCGCCAUCGAGGGCCAACAGCCGAACGAAGUGGAUCCCAAUUUGCAGUACGUGAAAACCAAAGACCUGGACACCGUAUCCAUUGCGAGCUCUAUGCACUUCACGAUGGUCAAUGGAGAAGGUGGUCCCCCGAAGAAACCGAAGCGUGGUCUCUGCGAUCGUGGACGCCAGGUCACCGUGUUGAUAGUGAGCAUGAGCACCAUCUUUAUGCUGCUCAUCAUGGGCAUGGUCUAUGCGCUGGAGAUGCGCGCCCGCGACAUGCCCAAGAGCUAGGACUCAAUUCCUCUGCCUAGCCAAUUAGCUUAUUAUUUAUUGUAUUGUCUUUGUCCCCCAUUAUUAUUAUUAUUAAUUUUAUUAUUGUUAUCGUGUCGUCUUGGCGCUAGUUGUAUAAGCUAUUUAUUUAACGAAUGUUUGGAUGGAGAGUCGAGUCAGUCGAAACUGGGAAAUUGCAUUAGUAUUAAGCGCGCUAUGCUAUGGAGACAGAGAAACAUACAAGGAACUAGAUCUGGAGCGGAUCGGACAAUCGCCGUCUGGUAUCGGAUAAUACUGUACUUUCUGGUUAGCAAUUAAGUUAUUUAUCCCUGUGAUAUGUUUAAUAAAGUGAAUUUUAUAAAUGUA